CCGGAAGCACUUAACCAGUGCAGACAGCGUAAGCUAACAUUACAUCUUGUUCGUUUGACAACAUUCACUGUCUUCUGUCAGAGCUCAAACAUGUAAUGUACAUUUAAACUGCAUGAAAAGUGCCGACCGCAGACUGAUGUUAUUAUUAUUUUUAUUAUUAUCACAGACAGUGAAAAGGGGAAGCGGCUAAUUUUUAAUGGAGAAACUAAUGAGCGUUUUCGUUUUGCCAUUGCAUUGCUAGUUUUUGUCGUGAAUGUGGACAUGUAGCUGAAGUUAAAUACAUUUUUUGUGCAAUAUCUUUGGAGUUUUCAAUGCCAAAUUGUGAAAUUUGUGCUCGGAAAGGGAAGUGAGGCUCUAACACCCUGCAGGCCUUAAUGUGUGAUUGUUUUUACAUUUGAAACAUCGACAGGGUAUUUGCAUUAGUUUGCUAACGAGCCAGAGUACGGUUACGAUAAAGAUAACUUACAUGAGAAGAGUUAGCGCAGACGGAGCGUUAUAAUGAGUUUCUUUAGUUUUGGACAAAGUGCAGAAAUCGAUGUAGUCCUCAGUGACGCUGAAACGAGGAAGAAGGCUGAACACAAGACUGAAGAUGGAAAGAAAGACAAGUACUUUCUUUUCUAUGAUGGUGAGACUGUCAGUGGAAAGGUAAAUGUGACGUUGAAGAACCCUGGGAAGCGGCUGGAGCACUAUGGCAUCAAAAUUGAAUUUGUCGGUCAAAUAGAGCUGUAUUACGACAGGGGAAACCAUCAUGAAUUUGUUUCCCUGGUGAAAGAUCUUGCAAGACCUGGUGAAAUAACUCAGUCACAGACCUUCGACUUUGAGUUCACUCAUGUUGAGAAACCCUACGAGUCCUACACAGGCCAGAAUGUCAAGCUAAGAUAUUUUCUUCGUGCCACAGUGAUAAGAAGACUAAACGACAUCAGUAAAGAGAUGGACAUUGUGGUCCACACGCUGAGCACAUACCCUGAGCUCAACUCCUCCAUAAAGAUGGAAGUUGGGAUUGAGGACUGUCUCCACAUUGAGUUUGAGUAUAACAAAUCCAAGUACCAUCUGAAAGAUGUAAUUGUUGGAAAAAUCUAUUUCCUGCUGGUGAGGAUUAAGAUAAAGCACAUGGAGAUUGACAUCAUCAAACGUGAGACGACAGGCACUGGCCCGAGUGUUUACCAUGAAAACGACACUAUUGCAAAGUACGAGAUCAUGGACGGAGCACCGGUCAGGGGGGAGUCCAUUCCUAUCCGAUUAUUUCUGGCGGGAUACGAUCUGACACCCACCAUGCGAGAUAUCAACAAGAAGUUCUCUGUGCGCUACUACCUGAACCUGGUGCUGAUUGAUGAGGAGGAGAGGCGCUACUUCAAACAGCAGGAAAUCACACUGUGGAGGAAAGGAGAUGUGGUGAGGAAGAGCAUGUCUCACCAGGCAGCCAUCGCCUCUCAGAGGUUCGAGGGUUCGGCUGCUUCAGAGAGCGCGCUGGAACAAGCUGCAAAGGAGGAGAGCGGAUAGAGCCGCCGUCCUCCUCUCACAAGACUCGUCAGCAUCCAUGUCGGAGUGAUGGAGAUACCCAACAACUGUGCAACAUCUGGCGAGGCAGCUGUUUUAUCUGUAGCCGCUGCUGGUGAAAGGAGGAAGAAGGGAGACCAACACACACACACACACACACACACAAACACACUAAAUCUGUGUGUCAACUAUGAAACAAAUUGCAUGAAGCAUUCAGAGUGGCUUCAGGCUGCUGGUCCUGUCCUCCUCCAUUCAUGCAAUUUUGUUUUUCUAAUUCACCUGUCGCCAUGUCUGCUGAGUAACAUCAUAAAGAAUUCUUGUAUUUUUAAGCCUUGUUUUGUUACAUUCUAACACUUUUUAGAUUUGAUUUCUAGUCUCUUUAUUAUUAUAAGUGAUCCGUCAUGAGUUUUCAACCACGCAAAUCUGACAUUCCACGUUUAAUCACAGCAUUCCUUACUUUGUUGUAGGCGCAAGAAAUGACAGUUAACUUUACACUGGUUUAUCUCGCUGAACACGCUUUCUCGUGUGUCUGGACAAUAAUGUUGGACGUAGAAACUGGAAUCUCCUGGUCCUAUUUAAGUAGGACAGCUAAAGUAUUAUCACACUUUUUUUUUUAAUUAAUAUGUAAAUAAGACCAGUUAAACCUGUUAUCCUGUUUCACCUUGUAUACAUUGAUUAUCCAGUAUGCAGUGCUGCAAAAAUUACCUUUCAUGUCCAUAUGCUUUACCUCAGCAUUCCAGUGAUGUUAAGAAAGGUUGUCAAAGUGUUUUUAUUAAGGUCUGGUUGUACGGAGUCUUCUGUAUCCUCUGUAUUAGAGACUUGAAAGUUGUGCCUAUGUUGUGUAUUAAGCAAAUGAAAUCUUCCUGCCUCUAACAUGAUUUUAGUCUUUUAACCAGAGAAAGAAUUACAGUGGAAUUAUCUUUUGCUAAAUGCUAAUCAAUAACUCCUUGUUCCCUAAAGUCCAAUAAAUUGAUGCCAAAUGGAAAAACCUGAAA
This is a messenger RNA of Melanotaenia boesemani (Boeseman's rainbowfish), 2492 nucleotides long. Its product is annotated as vacuolar protein sorting-associated protein 26B-like. Gene Ontology annotation, cellular component: endosome; retromer complex. The record is from RefSeq and is a predicted model, not a curated record. The transcript has 6 exons. Bases 499 to 1500 code for a protein of 333 amino acids. NCBI's taxonomy places the organism in Eukaryota, Metazoa, Chordata, Actinopteri, Atheriniformes, Melanotaeniidae. Gene Ontology annotation, biological process: retrograde transport, endosome to Golgi; intracellular protein transport.